Molecule: messenger RNA, 1340 nt
Organism: Bursaphelenchus okinawaensis
Lineage: Eukaryota; Metazoa; Nematoda; Chromadorea; Rhabditida; Aphelenchoididae
Source: the annotation of a GenBank genome assembly
AUGGAUGUUAUCAAGAAGAAGGACGGGACAACUUCUGUUGUCAAUGCUGGCAAAAUCUCUCAACGAUCAAUGCGAAAACAAAAGUCCAGAUUCUUUCAUCCCAUGAUGCUGGUUCAGUAUGUAAGUCGAUAUUUAAUAGGUUAUGAGGUAAAAUAAGGUUAAAGAAUGGGUAAUUUAAACAGUUUUUGAUAUUUAUUGUAAGGUAAUGUAGGAUAAGGUAGGGUAGAGUAGGUUAGGGUAUUUAUAACAUACUAUAGCAUAAUUUUUUAGUUGACCGAGAACAAAAAGCCAAUUCACGAAGGUAUUCAAGCAGCGUUUGUCGACAUUUGCCGUGAAUCUCCAACGUACUUCGAGUUCUUCAACGACAAAAAUACUACCAGAAAUCGGAAUCAGAAGACUUUACUGAAUGACUACAGUCGUGUUGUGCUGACUGAACCUUCUGGUGGUGAUUAUUAUCAUGCCAGCUAUGUCGACGGUCUCAGUACGCCGAAACAGUACGUUUUGGCACAAGCUCCAUUUUCGAAGGAAACUGAAGCCGAUUUUCAUCGAUUGGUGUCACAACUGAAGCCAGAAGUCAUUGUCAUGCUUAUGAAUGAGGAAUCGAAUGAGGGAAAGUAAGUGGUUUUGUAUGAUAAACUAAAGAUAUUGAUCUUGCUUUUUAUAAUACAAUUUAACGUCUCUAGGUCCGUUUGUCCAGAAGGCAAAGGGGAAAAGACUUGUGGUGGUAUCAAGUUUAAAGUCGAAGAAGAAAACAAGUCCAAGUAUCGUCACGUUAAACUGGCGGUGUCUGGAGGCAAAAGCGGAGUUUCGAAGGCCAAUGUGUUCUACAUGUCAACAUGGACUGAUGACAAGAAACUACCGGGUGAUUUAAUGGAAUUCAAAGAGUUUGUAAGUUAAUAUAGGUCAUCAUCAUGUGUCUUACCCAAUCUUUCUUUACCCUACUUUAUCCUAAUUCACUCUUCUUUACUGUACCCUACUCUGCCUUAUCCUGCUUUACCUUAUCUUACUGUAUCCUAUCUUACACUAACCUACUCUUAUUUACUUUGCCUUGUUCUACUCUUUUAAAAAAUGACAUUUUACAAUCUUAGGUCCAAAAGAAAUGUCCCACCGUACCAGCCAGAGAAGCCGCUUCCCUUGUGAUUUGCAAAAAUGGUGCCAAACGUAGUGGAGUCUGGUACAUUAUGGAAACUGAAACGGAACGUUUGGAAACCAAAAAGAGAAUCCGCUUUAGUGAAUCCAUUCGUCAGCUACGUUACCAAAGAUACGGUGCUUUGGACUGUUUCGAGUUAUACACCGGUCUUAUCGAUAUCAUGCAGAAGGUCGCUAGUAAAUAUGUUUGA